Molecule: messenger RNA, 3221 nt
Organism: Botrytis cinerea B05.10
Lineage: Eukaryota; Fungi; Ascomycota; Leotiomycetes; Helotiales; Sclerotiniaceae
Exons: 1
Coding region: 565-2916 (783 amino acids)
Biological process (GO): DNA-templated transcription; positive regulation of transcription from RNA polymerase II promoter by galactose
Cellular component (GO): nucleus
Molecular function (GO): DNA-binding transcription factor activity, RNA polymerase II-specific; zinc ion binding; RNA polymerase II cis-regulatory region sequence-specific DNA binding
Source: RefSeq, a predicted model, not a curated record
GUCAAGUUGAAAAGCAAUACAUCUCUUACUUGGUAUAACCCUACAAACCACCUAGACGCUUCAUUCCUAGACCCUUUUGGUAACGAAACCAGGUAUCGGCCACGGAAAAAUCGAUUAGUACCUCGUACAAAGCCGCAAAAGCCGUGUUUUGUUUUGUGGCAUUCUAGCCAUCUGUCUUCCCGGGUCCCUUCAGGUGGGGCUUGGUUGGGGUAGACCCCUUGGCACCCAAAACACAUUAAUUGUGCCGCCCGUGCACAAAUAAAGAAUACUAGAGAUCUGCUCGCACUUUUGACACCGCAAAUCAUACAAACUCCACAUUCUGUACAUACAGGAUUGGCAUCCUCUAUCCUCAUAUCUUGAGACUUUCGACUUUCCUAAGACUGACCUUAGGAGGUACUCGUUGACCAUUGAUCACGAGCAACAGCCUUCUGCUGGGUUUCGGGGCCACCUGCCAUCAAAUCUCAGUUGGUGCUGUGCCGCAUAUACAUCCAACUAGCCAACAUCACUUCUCCAGCGCGUCUCCUCUCCGUCUCUCUACUUGAUACCCAUCACAUUGCUCCCAAAAUGUUCACCACUUUCGUGAGCAUGCCUUCCACUACGCCCAGUACUUCUGCAUCCCCAGAGCCUCCUCCACGGCCCCGUCCACGUCAAAAACGAAGUCAAGUGGCCAAAGCGUGCGAUUGGUGUCGAGUUCAUCGGAUAAAAUGCGACAAUGAUCAUCCGUGUAACAACUGCAAAACCCGGGGCGGCAACUGCAGCAAUAGUGGUGCUCUGAAGUCGGCAACACUUCCACAUGCAUAUCGUGAGAUUGAACGCCUUAAGCAAAAAGUUCAGGAACUUGAGAAAGAACUCGAAAAAGAGCGCUCAAGCGAUAGCAAACAAAAUAUGCAAAUGCUUCCUCCACAUGGAAUUCCUUCACCGCCCAACAGUAUAGGGAGUUCUCGAUCCGGACAUGACACUGGCUUGAGCGGUAUGAGUGGCUUGGCUGUCAUGAGCGGCCUUGAAUUCGACGCAAACUCUAUCAAGAGAGAAUGGGAAGGCAUUCACAUUAGCACCGCGCGUUCCCCACAAAAGACGUGGUAUGGCUCAGCAUCGCUGUACUAUUUCAUCGGGCGCCUCAACACUUUCUUGACCGCUUCACUACAUCAAAAACAUUCUGCUCAUGCCAUGUUACCGAACUCGGCGAGUAAGGUACUCGAUGGGCCGACUACUGCAGAUACAUCAGACAACAAGAAUGGGAUGAUGGUCCCUAUAGAAGACCCCCUCAAUGUCGGUGACUAUCUUUCACCAACACAAGAAGAGUACUUUCUUGGACUCUUUUGGCAAUCAUACUAUACCUCAAAUCCCAUUAUCGAUGAACAAGAAUUCAAAGAGCAUUACCAGUCGUUAUGGAUGAAUUCAGACAAAGAGAGAAAACCUUCCGCGCUGGUCGAUAUUAUCCUGGCAAUGUGCAUGCAAUAUGGCAUGUCUUUUCUGCCCAAUGUAACACGUGCACAUAAUCCCGGCUCGAGAGCUAAUGUGAACGUCAAUGACGCAACGAUCGCUGGCAGAUGGCAUUACCGACGUUGUCAAUCUCUACUAGCGGCCGAUCUAGAAGCACCCACAAUAGCUACUCUCCAAUGUCAUAUUCUCUGCUCCAUAUACCUCUGCUGUGGAUCAUUUCAAAAUAUGGCAGAUAGCGCUUGCAGCGCUGCUGUACGAACAGCCUAUAUGCUUGGCUUACAUGUCGAGCCCCCCCAAGAAAUGCCAAGAAAGGAAAGAGAAUUGCGGAAACGCAUGUGGUGGACACUUUACGUUUUGGAGAGUAAAAUGAGCAUGAAACUCGGCCGUCCUUUUUUGGUCCAUGAGUGUAAUACUACAUGCACGCUUCCAACAGAUGACCGCGAUGUUGCUAUUGCCGCAGGGCAAAGCUUUGCACCUCUCGGUGACAACGUUACCUGGUUGACUUGGAAUCUUCACAAUACGAAACUGUUGCUUGUUGCUCGAUCGGCCUACUCUGCUUUCUACGAUACCCCAGUCCCUAAUACAGUCAGCGUAAGAGGAACUAUCUGGGAUGACUUGCAAACUCUCGGUACCUAUGCAGAUAUGCUGGAGCCACACUUAGAGCGGAUGGACGAAUGGCUCAGGGGUGUACCCAUGGCACUCAAGACUGAUCGUCUCAACGGUGGAUCCCCCUUUUCCACAGACCUAUCACACAUCAAUAUUGAGCCAUUUGCACCACUGUGGCUUCAAAGACAACGACUCCUCCUGGAACUUAUGUACCACAACCUUAGCACCAACCUCUGCCGUCCAUUCAUCAUCUUCAAUCCAGGAAGCACACCCACUGCUCUCUCAGAACAAAUCGCACUUAAAUGUGUCGGCCAUGCUAUGCAAUUAACGCACAUCAUGCAUCAUGUAAUCUUGUCGACAUCCAUCCUAGCAGGCUGGCAGGAAUCUUUCCAAUGGCAGUGGAACUGUGCAAUGACUCUGGUCGGUUAUAUAUUCGCAUAUCCUCAAGGCACACAGACUCGAGCAGCAAGAGGUGCUCUCGACCUCGCCAUCGCUGUCUUCGAUAACUUUGGGAACAAUUUCGCCCAAGCUGCCAGCGCUGCUAAUGUCAUGACUGAACUCAGUGCUAAAGUCGAUAUCCGUCUUGCGCAGACUUAUGAGAAGCAAAUGAUGGCGCAGCAGUCGAAAGUCAUGACAAAGCCCGAUGAAGUGCAAUCUGUCAUGAGUGCAGGAGACUCGGGUUAUGAGAGUCUUCUCGAUGACAGCUUCACUGGCAUGCAAGGUGUAGAUUCGUUAUCUUUCGAUAACGAGACGAAUGCAGAAAUACAAGAUAUCCUGGCUCAGUCUAUUGAUAUGACAUUUCCAGCAGAUUCAUAUACAGACUUCGAGAUGUUAUGGGCGAAUAUGGGGACGAUAUUUCCGGAAUAAUAAUGAUGAUGAUGAUGAUCAACAAGAGACAUGGUUUUAAGGCGUACUUUUUCUUUAUGUUUCGUUCCAUUCUAUUACUAUAGUUUUCUCAAAUUCAAUAUCGGGUUGGCAAUGGUAUGGCAAUAUGCACAUCAUGGUAAACGCAUAUGGGCGGUAGCUGUAUUGGGAAACAAUAUCGUGGAGUAGCGAGAUUAUCCUUCGGUAGUUACUUAUGUAUCAGCAAUAAUUGUUCGUAUAGAAUUAAUGCUUUAACCACUUGGAUAUUAUCUAUUUGUCCAGUGCAACAACACGAAUGAACUAUGACA